CCGGUUGGUAAAGAAAAAAAACGUUUUCUUGUCGAUUCUUUACAGGGUUCCUCAAACACAGUGAUAAUAAUACAACCGCGAUUUGAUUGACAGCUAAUGAUUGUGCAGUGUUUUGCAAUAUCGCCGCAACCAAUAAUUUUAAACAAAGUUUUAACCAUCGUUCUAAUUAAACAGAUUCUCUCAUGCCACAAUAAAGUUAAAAUUACAGAUUGGUUUGCUAUAAUCGGUUGAAAUUCAACGUUUUUGUAUCCAGAAAACGUGUUAAAAGUUUUGCCAUUGCACAACACUGUAGGUAAUUUCCCACCUACGGAAAAUCUAAUUCUCCCUGUCGUAAAUUAUUUAAAACGCGUUGUCCCCUUUGUAAACAUUACAGCGAAAAUCAUGAGCUUCGAAAAAUCAGUGAUCGAGGAAGCAAACAAACAUCUUUCAGCUUUAAAUAAUAAAGUUACGAAUCUAGAAGCAACGGUGAAAGAGCAGGCUAUGCAACUUAUUUUAAAAGACAAAGCACAUCAAGAAGAGAUUGAAAAUUUGGUAAGAAAGCAGGAAGCUGAAAUUAACAAUCUAAAGACGUGGCUUGAUGGAACUCAGGCUGAGAUACGUCGAAUGAAAAUCCGGGAGAAAGAACAAGAGAUGAUGAUUUCACAUCUUAAACAUAGAUGUUCUGUUCUCGACAGUGCAACUAAGUUUUCACCAAGCCUGGAAGGGUUAUUGACAUGUUUGAUGGAAGCUGAUAAACUGAAAAGGGUGAACUAUGAAGAUAUGGUUAAGCGGCAGCUGUCCGAUGCUUCCUCUUUCUCCGCAAGUGCAGAUAUAAAACAUCAUGGUCAUCUUUCUAUUCCUCAAGCUAAAGAAACAGGUGUUGGAAAUACCGAAGAUGAUAUAUGGUCAAGUGGUGGAGACAGAAACUACCAGUAUGACCUAAACUCCAAAUUGGAUGCCUCUGGACAAUCAGCAGUGGAUGAAUCAUCGCUUUCCAGGCUCACUGCUGCCAACAGUACAAGGACAAAUGGUGGCAAGUUUUCAAUUUCUGAGGAUGAUUUUGAAACAUAAUACUUUCACCGUUGUUGCCUUUUAAAUGUAUAUACUUUAUCAUACGAUACAGCCUUUUAAAAAUUUAAUAAUUCUUUUGUUAAAAAACCCGUAACGUAAUAACUAACCAGGUGCAAUCUUCUUUUAUUUUUAAAAUUCACAAUAUUCUUUAGUAUUUUACGUGUUUUCGAACAAAUAUGACAGGGAUUUUACAGAUAAGUACAGUAAAAUGUAUUCUUAACACUCCGUGUAUAUCAGUACUGACAUAAAUAACAUACUUAUUUAUUUAUCUCUUCGAAAACAAGGGCGAAGAUCGUGGUAUUUAAAGAACGAAGAGAAGGGCAAAGCAACAGUUGUCAAAACACCCUAUGGAUAGAGCGUCAAUUAAAAGUGGCAGUUGCAUCCAAACUUAUUCUUUUGUAGCGUGACAACACAUAUUUAUCAUGUACCUAGUCUUCUACCUGACGCGAUUUUUUACACGUACGAUUUAUCAAGUAUAGGCUACUUGCUGUUGGAUAGAAGUUCUUUCUGUGUUUAAAUGUUGACAUGCACAUCUGAAGUAACACGUUGUUAUAUCUCCGAGAACGUGCCAGGUUGGUACUUGGCCCGUGCCAGGUUGAUCCGGGAAUAUGGUCACUAUAGCUUCCGACCACUGUUGGUCUGUUGGGUGUGCGUGUAAAUUAGACGAGUUAUGAAAAUUAAGUGCAGAAAAUGCCGAGGCUUCUUGGUAGAUUACAACUGUUUAAUCGAUGCACACGGAAGCGAAUUGCAAGGGGAGAGUGCGGUAUGCCCAGACAACAACAAUCAAGUAUGGUUUUUAAACUAUGACAGCUCACCACUUUGGGUAAAUGAUGCAAUUGAUAAGGGCGACUGGAAGAUAGGAAAGUUACAUUGCCCAAGUUGCAAUGGAAGGCUCGGAUCAUUUAAUUUCAUUCAGCAACAAAAAUGUACUUGUCAAAAGUUUGUUGUUCCGCCUGUUUGGUUACAGAAAUCAAAAGUAGACAUUGGGUUUCAACCGAAAAUCAUCGCAACAAAGAGAUCUGAACUUAUUCCACAACUUACAAUGAUUGAUGAUACAAUGCCCACUGAGAGCGUAACAACAGAAAUUGAAGCAAAUUUAUUUGAAUUGGAGGCUUCUAUUUAGUACAAUGCACCCUCUCACUGACAAAUGGUUUAGGGUGGGAGUCCUUUUUAUAUAUUCAAUCACUAUUGUCGACAGACCAAAUAUGGACUACAAAGAUAAUAACUGUUUAACUAUAAGUGUCCCUUUUCCACCCCCUCCCCCCCACACUACUAUAUACUGAAUAAGAACUUGAAUAGUAGAGUACUUGUUAUUAAAAUCAACACACA
This is a messenger RNA of Ciona intestinalis (vase tunicate), 2379 nucleotides long. NCBI's taxonomy places the organism in Eukaryota, Metazoa, Chordata, Ascidiacea, Phlebobranchia, Cionidae. The record is from RefSeq and is a predicted model, not a curated record.